AUGGAAUUUUUUUUUACUUUUUUAACUAUAUUUUUAUUUUCUUACUUUUAUACUCUGUAUUCUUUCUCUCUCUCUCUCUCUCUCUGUGUCUCUCUCUCUGUGUCUCUCUCUCAUAUGUUUCUUCUCUCUUUCUCUUUUCUCUCUCUUUUUCCCCUUUUCUCUCUCUCUCUUUCCCCUUUUCUCUUUUCUCUCUCUCUCUCUCUCUCUCUCUUUCCCCUUUUCUCUUUUCUCUCUCUCUCUUUCCCUCUCUCUCUUUCCCCCUUUUCUCUCUUCUCUCCCCUCUCUCUCUCUUUCCCCUUUUCUCUCUCUCUCUUUCCCCUUUUCUCUCUUCCCCUUUUCUCUCUUCCUCUCUUUCCUCUUUUCCUCUUUUCUCUCUCUUUCCCCUUUUCUCUCUCUUUCCCCUUUUCUCUCUCUUUCCUUUUUCCUCUCUUUCCCUUUUUUCUCUCUCUUUCUCCUUUUAUUUUUCUCUCUCUCUCUCUCUCCCUUUUCUCCACUACUAAAUUUCUCUCUCUCUCUCUCUCUCUCUCUCUGUAUUUCUCUCUCUCUCUCUCUCUCCGGUUCCAUUUUGUCAAAAAUGAAAUUCUUCAACUAAAUACAAGUUUCUUCUUCUUUGUAUUCGUUAGAUUUCUUCCUUCUUGA
Messenger RNA from Acanthosepion pharaonis, 639 nucleotides. NCBI's taxonomy places the organism in Eukaryota, Metazoa, Mollusca, Cephalopoda, Sepiida, Sepiidae. The record is from the annotation of a GenBank genome assembly.